GCGGGUGCUGGUGGAGCCGGCCCCGGCCGCAGGGGUGGCUGUGAUGAAAUUCAAGAACCCCCCAGUGAACAGCCUCAGCUUGGAGUUUCUCACAGAGCUCAUCAUCAGCCUGGAGAAGCUGCAGAAUGACAAGACCUUCCGGGGCGUCGUGCUGACUUCGGACUGCCCUGGCGUCUUCUCGGCUGGCCUGGACCUGAUGGAGAUGUGUGGCAGGAACCUGGCGCACUAUGCUGAGUACUGGAAGGCUGUGCAGGAGCUGUGGCUGCAGCUCUACCUUUCCAACCUGGUGCUGGUUGCUGCCAUCAACGGAGCCUCCCCUGCUGCAGGCUGCUUGAUGUCCCUCUCCUGCGACUACCGGGUCCUGGCUGACAACCCCAAGCAUGUCAUAGGACUGAACGAGACCCUGCUGGGCAUCGUCGCCCCCUUCUGGUUCAAAGACACCCUGGUGAACACCAUUGGGCAUCGAGCCACAGAACGUGCCCUGCAGCUGGGGCUGCUCUUCUCACCAGCAGAGGCCCUCCAGGUGGGCAUGGUGGACCAGGUGGUGCCUGAGGACCAGGUGCAGAGCACGGCACUCUCAGUGAUGGCCCAGUGGAUGGCUAUUCCGGACCACGCUCGACAGCUGACCAAGACCAUGAUGCGGAAGGCCACGGUGGACCAUCUCAUCAAGCAGCGCGAUGCAGACAUCCAGAACUUCGUCAGCUUUAUCUCCAGAGACUCCAUCCAGAAGUCCCUGCAGAUGUACUUAAAAAAUCUCAAACAAAAGAAAAGCUAAAGGCUAGGCUGCUGUGGAGGUUUUUAGCCAUGUAUGCCCUCUGGGUGCCCUCUGGUCCCAAGGGAGUUUUAAACAAGGUAUUUCUCAAUUUAAAAGUA
Messenger RNA from Galeopterus variegatus (Sunda flying lemur), 873 nucleotides. RefSeq names its product enoyl-CoA delta isomerase 1 (gene ECI1). The transcript has 6 exons. The coding region runs from base 44 to 775 and encodes 243 amino acids. The record is from RefSeq and is a predicted model, not a curated record. Gene Ontology annotation, cellular component: mitochondrion. Lineage: Eukaryota; Metazoa; Chordata; Mammalia; Dermoptera; Cynocephalidae. Gene Ontology annotation, molecular function: enoyl-CoA hydratase activity. Gene Ontology annotation, biological process: fatty acid beta-oxidation.